Messenger RNA from Pelodiscus sinensis (Chinese soft-shelled turtle), 749 nucleotides. The record is from RefSeq and is a predicted model, not a curated record. Lineage: Eukaryota; Metazoa; Chordata; Testudines; Trionychidae.
GCCACGCCGGCAGAGCCAGUUGCCUUUGACACCGAAUCACGCUUUAAGGAGAAACCCUGGGAGUAUCUGGAGACAGAAGAGUACAUCGAGAGAUACGGCGAGAAGCCCGUCUGGUUCGGCUAUCGGCGCAACCACAAGGGAGCCAUCCCCCCGCAGAAGACCAGCAAGACCUGCAUAAGAGGAAAGAAGAUUGCGGGGAAUCCCUGUCCCGUUUGCCGAGACCAGAAACUUCACUUGGACUACAGGAACGUGAAGCUCCUGGAACAGUUCAUCUGCUCCCACACAGGCGUCACCUUCCACCCCACACAUACAGGUGUCUGCAUGAAGCAGUAUAAACGCUUGACCCAGGCGAUUGACAAAGCUCGUGACCAUGGGCUCCUGAGCUUCCGCAUCCCCUGGGUGACACUGCAGGAUGAGGACUACAGCAACCAGCACCAGGCUGUGGCCAAGACGCCCCCCGCCCCCAGCCUGCAGAGCCAGGCACCCUGGUACUCCUGGUACGAAUGGCAGCAGCCACCCGAAAAGGACAUCGCCAGGAUCCGCAAGAUUUACAAGAACUAUCUGAAGGAGGAGACUGGCCCCGCUUGAAGGCCCAGGGCAGGACUGGAUGGAGUGUGCUGGGGCUUGGUGUGGGGGUAUGUCACUCCUGAGGGAGCUUGAGCCUUUGGCCUGACCCCCACAGGGAUAGCUCCGCAGUGGCCCAGACCUGUCCAAGCUUUCAAUGAGAAAUAAACUGGACUAUUCCAGGA